Molecule: messenger RNA, 1933 nt
Organism: Mixia osmundae IAM 14324
Lineage: Eukaryota; Fungi; Basidiomycota; Mixiomycetes; Mixiales; Mixiaceae
Exons: 3
Coding region: 275-1888 (537 amino acids)
Biological process (GO): regulation of translational fidelity
Molecular function (GO): nucleotide binding; Ser-tRNA(Ala) deacylase activity
Source: RefSeq, a predicted model, not a curated record
AAAAUUUUGAGGUUGCCUUGAACUUUUCGGAGACACCAAAGUUCGAGACUGUCUUGACAUGUCAGCUUUCGCGUUCCGGUCUCCAAGAGCAAGAUAGGAUGAGAUAAAAUUAAUCUGCCGAGUGACGACGCCCUGAUACGGCUGUCCCACUCGUGUCAGAGGCUCAUCCUGUCCUUCAGGCUCUUGCCUUUGCUCGUCGCAAUACAGCGUCAGGGGGUCCAGAGGCAGGUCGUCUUUUCGGCCGUCCAUGAUUUAUUUCCCCUUGGCCUUUUGCAUGAGACUCUCAAGAGGAGCUCUGUUGGAUGGCCAUCUCUCUGCACUCCAAUGCAUGCGUCUAGUGGGAUAUCAUUCGCUACAUCUCACAGCCCAACUUGCCACAGCGUCGUCUUCUCUGGCUAGUGAAGCGCGUCUCUGCCUUUGCAGAAAUCCAGGUGAUCCCAUGAGCGUCGUCACACAGUCAGAGCGCAGCAAGGUCUACGAUGGCUAUCUCAGCUUUGCCGACGGCUUCCCUGAGCUGCCCAAGAAGCGCUUCGUCGGUCUGCUAGCCUGCCAGUGCAAUCCGACCUUGCGUACGCUCGACACGACCGUCAUCCGCUGUGAGCCCAACAACAUCAAGAAGCUAGCCAAGGCGGCAGACAAGAAGCAACAAGCCGCGCUCGUAGCUGAUGCUUCGCCCUGGCUGAUCGAGCUAGAAGACACUGUGCUCUUUCCCGAGGGUGGCGGACAGCCGUCUGAUGAGGGACGGCUGUCGGCGCUCGAUGGUGAUAAGAUCAUCGUGAACGUGGCUCAAGUACAGAGACAUGGUCUGGAUGCUGUGCACUACGUCGACAAGCCUCUGGCUGUCGGCCAAAGGGUUCGCGUUGACGUCGACUGGGAUAGACGGACAGAUCUGAUGGAUCAGCACACCGGUCAGCAUUUACUCUCCGCCGUGCUCGAGCAUGAGGUCAAGCUGGACACGCUCAGCUGGUCUCUGUGUCCACGACCUCAGCUGUCCUACAUAGAGCUGCCUAGGAUACCAACACCACAAGAGAUCGAGUACGCUCUCAAGCGGUGUAACGAUCUCAUUGCCAGCAACAGCAAGAUUCGAGUCAGUAUCGCCCUCAAUGACGAUACAUCCGGCACCCGACCAGAUUCGUUGCCCAAGGAUUAUCGUGGCGGCGUCAUUCGCACUGUCAUCAUAGAAGACCUAGACGAGAACCCGUGCUGUGGCACACACUACACUUCACUAGCUGCUCUCGGCUCGCUCUAUCUCUCACCGCACACCACAUCAGUCCGAGGCACAAACGCCAGGCUCUAUUUCUGCGCUGGCAACAGAGUCAGGGAACAGCUCUCGGGCGCACUGGAGCACCAGCGCGACCUGACACGCCUUCUGUACUGUCAGCCUGAGCAGCUUGUCGAACGAGUACAACAGCAGAUGACCACUGCAAAGGACGCGCUCAAGCAUGCCAGAUCGCUACGGGAAGAAUUGCUACCUUUUCUUUCGCACCAGAUCGUCAGCAGCGCCAAGAAAGCGGAGAAUGGCAAUACUUAUGCCUUGUUCGUACGCUAUGCAAGCUCGACGAAUGACAACGAGUUCCUCGCGGACCUGACGCGAGAUCUGCAAAAGGGCUCACAGGCAAACGCAACGCCGUCACUUGUCGCUCUCGCUGUCUGCGAUUCUGCACAGUGGAAUACCAACGGAGGCUGUCUCGUCCUCUUCGGCGAGAAGGCGGCACAUGUAGAAGCAGCUGCAAAGGCCAUCAAGGCCGAGCCUAGCUUUACUACUCGUGUACGGGGCGGUGGCAAGGGGCGCUACCAGGGUAAGCUCAGCUCUGCGACUGAUGCAUGGUCAGAUAGCGAUGCCGCACUCCUCGAGCGCAUCCUAGCAGAGGCCGUUGUCUCCACUUGAUCGUAGGCAGAUCGCCUGGAUCCAUGCAUGAAUUUGCCACGUGUC